GAAAAUCGAAACCGUUUGAGGUAAGGAAUCGGAGACUCACGCCGUUUCUAUUACCUGGGUUUUGAGAGUGUAGUUCUGGCUGCCAAGCUCUCUCUACGCAAAGGCUGUGACCCAAAAUAGGUGCUGGGGGAGGGGGUGUGGUCAUCAGUCUUUGGGAGUGGCCAGAGGAGCUCCGUAGCUGUUCAGCCGACGGGUGGAGCUCGAGCGCUAGCGCUUUCUGCGUGGAAAAUCCUUGGGUGCUAAUAUCGGCGGUGGCAGAUUUGGUGGACAGGCACAAUGAGAGUUCAAAAACGACUCAUCUUACCCCUGUUUCUUCUGGCUGUCCUGUGCUCUACAGGUGUUAGCCUCAGAUGCUACAGCUGUAUAGACCCAGUUUCUUCAUGCAAAACGAAUGCCACUUGUUCAGUUAACCUGAAUUCCUGUCUCAUCGCUGUAUCCGGAAAGCAAUUCUAUCAUCAGUGUUGGGAAUUUUCAGAAUGUGAUGCCAGCACCCUUUUGAAAAGAUUAAACCUGAAAUCUCUAGAGUACAGAUGCUGCCAGACGGACUUGUGUAACAAAAAGCUCAAAGCAGAAGAAGAAAAAAACAAAGAAAGUGGCGGGGGUACAAAAGGUGAAGCGACCUCCUUAUCCGGGAAGACCGUGUUGCUGGGGACCUCGGUCCUGGCAGCCAUCUGGAAGUUGUGUCUCUAAGUUACCACUGAGCCCCAGAGUGCCUCUGUUCUCUGUCUUUUUUGCUGCCACUGCGGCUCUCCAAAGCUGUUAUUGUUUUCAGUUAUAUCCUUUUGGGAAAGAAUAAAGUUCAUUUGACCAUCAUGGAUAAGAGGAACAGUGUGGAGGCCCGCCUGUGCACGGGAAAGGCCCACCUUAAGUUUAAGGGUGAAGGAGGACUGGACUGUCUUUCUGACUCAGCUCAAGUGCGCUUUUGGCAACCCUCAGGGUUAUCUCUCUGUACCUAGGACGGAGCUGAGGAGUUCAGCCAGUACCUUUAGGAGGGAGUGACCCAGAGGGAUUCUUCUCACCAUUCUGUUACAUCAUAAAAUGCUUUCACAGCCUUUGCAGACCCUGACUUGGUGUGAGUAUUCCAGAUGUGAAUGGUCAGUCAGAGCCAGCUGUAGCACCAAAAAUAAAAGACCCAGAGACAGAUAUUGUGGUUCAAGCUUUAAGCUGAAGACCAGAGAAGCAAAACAGUCAAGCCAGUAGAUAUUACCUCUAUCCAGUUGAAACGGCAAUCCUGUCUCCACGAAUCCUCAGAGGCAAAAGGCUCUCAGAUCCCAUCUCUUCCUCCUUACAUUCUUUUCUCUGCCCAACCAUGUACUGCUGUUUCCACCUCCAUAGUGCUGGAAUUAAAGGCGUGUGAUCCCAGGUGCUGAGAUCACCUUUAUGUGA
Mesocricetus auratus (golden hamster) is the source of this 1386-nucleotide messenger RNA. It is a transcript of the gene Cd59, whose product is annotated as CD59 molecule (CD59 blood group). The record is from RefSeq and is a predicted model, not a curated record. The coding region runs from base 277 to 690 and encodes 137 amino acids. Lineage: Eukaryota; Metazoa; Chordata; Mammalia; Rodentia; Cricetidae. Gene Ontology annotation, molecular function: complement binding. The transcript has 4 exons. Gene Ontology annotation, biological process: negative regulation of activation of membrane attack complex. Gene Ontology annotation, cellular component: plasma membrane.